AUGCACAAGUCGUAUUUGGACCGCGUUGGCGACUGGAUGAGGGAGGCCCCCGAUCAGGAUUGGGGCAAAGACUACGCCAAAGAGGAUUAUUCCAAGGCCUACCUACCUCGUGUAAGAGCAAAGGAACUGGAGCACGGAGGAGCCGUCAAGAACGGCUCGUACUCACCUCGAGCUAUCUACAAAGGGGGCGGGAAGCUUAUACGCCGUGCUAAAUCUCCACACCAUGAAAUUGAAAUGCCGCGUGAAAAGUAUGCCGAACGGAUCGUCAACUUCGAAAAGACUCGCGAGAAGCACAAAGAAAUCCAACCACCAAUGGCGUUCCUGAAGAACAAGCCAUUGUCAUGUGCCAAGUACUUUGUGGAAGAUAUAAUCUGUGUUGACAACAACGCACGAAGCGAACACGAGAGCGAGCAAUCUGAUGCCUCGCGAGACUCGAAGCGAAGAACAACAUGCGCGGCAGACUGCCCGCCAUCUCCCGAGAGAGUCAACCAAGCGGACGAAGAUGACAGCAGUGAAGAUGAAGAAGGCUCAGCACGCAGAAGACAGAAAAGUGCCGUGUAUGAUCGUCUCUACUGGAACGCUCAUGGUUCAAGAGCAACAGUGCUCGGUGGCACAGCAACUCCGGAGCCUCCAACGACAGCCGAGUACGUGGCUCACCCAAAAUGGCGUCAACACAGUCCUGAGAAAUGGGUCGGUGGCAGACCAUUCACCAGCACCAUCUUGUCAAGCAAGGCACAUGCAGCGUCUCGCUCCAGUAUCUCGGGGGCGCCUCACCCCAGGGCUGUGCUAGUUGACGAUCCGUUUACUCCUGCCGGAACUACCAGCGCACCUCCCACCCCUGAAGAGCACGCUCGUCGUGUCAAAAUGGCAUUGGAAACCACCUUCAAGCCUGUCCAACACCACAGCAAAAAGUACUUCAACUCCAUGUGGACAGAACGCAAAAUCUACACGAAUGUCGGGCGUGAACUUCUCCAACAGAUCCGUCAGCAGCACCAGCAACCUCCGUCCGUAUCCAAAUAG
Phytophthora infestans T30-4 is the source of this 1020-nucleotide messenger RNA. RefSeq lists its product as uncharacterized. The coding region runs from base 1 to 1020 and encodes 339 amino acids. The record is from RefSeq and is a predicted model, not a curated record. Lineage: Eukaryota; Oomycota; Peronosporomycetes; Peronosporales; Peronosporaceae. The transcript has 5 exons.